AAACGUUAACCAUCCGAGCGGGUUAACCGAAACUGAUCUUAUGGGACUUGGCACCCCGUGCGUCAAUUCGGGUGGCAAGUCCCAUGAGAAAACUUUCGACUUAAUGGAGCAGGCCCUUCAGACCCUCCAAGCAGACGAAGUGGCGGCGAUGCGGCAGGGGUAUGCCCUAGACAACGAUCUGAAAAACAUGGAAUCGAAGAUGGAGGACGAAGCGAUGGACACUCACGCGAUGGCGUGGGCAGACUUAGAGGCCAAGCAAACCAUGGAGGGCGAGGCCAUGCACAAGCAGUGGCGUCAGCGCCAGUCCGAUUACGACGAGCUCAAACAGGCUGAGAUGCAGGCUUUAAUCACCAAACAGCAGCAUGCGACCAAUGCCAUUCACGAGAACGAGGUGCUCGACCAAGACUCGAUGGCCAAGCGCCAUGCGUUGGAGCAAACGAUCCUACAGCGCAAUCUGGCCCACGACCAAGAGGUGCGCCGUAGUCAAGCGCAAAUGGCGCGCGAUGUUCUGGCUUCCAAGCAGACUUAUGAAGCCAACUGUCUCGAACUUUUGCACGACCGGCAGCGCCAAAACAUGCGGCACAAGCAGCAGCAAGCGACAGCCGACGGAGUAGCGGCUGACUACAUGUAGUAGGGACUGAAAAGAUGUCAGCUGAGUAAGCGUUGGAGUAGUAAUACUGAAGUAGUAACCUUACUAAUGGAAAGAAGUUGUGAGAUACAAG
This is a messenger RNA of Aphanomyces astaci, 722 nucleotides long. RefSeq lists its product as hypothetical. The coding region runs from base 41 to 631 and encodes 196 amino acids. The transcript has a single exon. The record is from RefSeq and is a predicted model, not a curated record. Lineage: Eukaryota; Oomycota; Saprolegniomycetes; Saprolegniales; Verrucalvaceae.